This is a messenger RNA of Schizophyllum commune H4-8, 1380 nucleotides long. RefSeq lists its product as uncharacterized. Gene Ontology annotation, molecular function: protein binding. The transcript has 2 exons. The coding region runs from base 1 to 1380 and encodes 459 amino acids. The record is from RefSeq and is a predicted model, not a curated record. NCBI's taxonomy places the organism in Eukaryota, Fungi, Basidiomycota, Agaricomycetes, Agaricales, Schizophyllaceae.
AUGAGCCACAUUGGGAACGAUGCAAUGGACAGCACGGACUACACGGACAUGCACCGUGCCAGGUACCACCCAUCCCUUCAAGAAGCCGACGCCAUCGUGGAGCGCGUGCGCGGCCUCGAUGUUGCUGAGCAGCGGAUGACAGACGAGCUACGCCGCCUUGAAGCGCGCAUCGUUCACGUCCGCAGACAGGCUGCCUUGGGAAGGGCUCUUCUCUCGCCUUGGCGCCGCAUUCCACCAGAGAUCUGGUCCGAAAUCUUCAUUCUGUCUGUGCCCGAAUACUGGUCCCGCACCCCAAUCAAUCAGAAACUGCUGGCUUGCGCGGAAGUCUGCUACUCGUGGCGCGUAAUCGCAUUGAACACCUCGCAACUCUGGACCGACAUCACCAUCGAUCUUAAUACAGGAACACCCAUGCCGAACCUGGAGGCCUCGUUCAUAACUCACACGGGAAGGGCUGGAAAUCAGCUGCUGCGCGUGCGAGGUCGGGACGUUGGCAUUCAGGGCGGCGAGCCGUACUUCAACAGCAUGCUAUGGCAGCUCAUCAGCCAGCAGUCUCGCCGCUGGAAAACCAUCGAACUGCUUGACGUACAUCCACGCCUAUACGCCAAAUUCGAGGGACUACCAUACCCCAACCUCCGCUCGUUAAUUCUCCUGAUGGGCGAUGAAGACACCGCGAUGACACAGGUGCAUGCCUUCGACGAUGCUCCUGAAUUAUGCUCUCUCAAAAUUCUGGGUACCUGUCGUCUGCCCGUUGAUUUUGAACUCUCACCCUCGUGGCGCUUACACACCUUGGGGAUCGCGUACGCACCAUUUACGCACGGUCAUGCGCUUGAUAAGCCCUUCUUGGACUCCAUCCUGCCGUGCAGCCAGACGUUGCAAAGAUUGGUGCUAGAUGCAGAAAUCUCUGGUGAUCGGGUUCCCGUGCAUCCGACGACACUUCCUUCCCUUGGGGAGCUCGAAUUGACUGACGGGGCAGUCUAUAUAAUGGAACGAAUUCUCCGCCCCACCACAUUGCACACGCUUGUACUGCGCCAGGACAUCCUAGAGAGGGAGGAUACCACGAAUACACUCGACGUAGUAUAUCGCCUUCUGGAUCAGUCGACCGCUGUACAGCACACACUUCGCACUCUCAAGCUACAGUCGAUCCGAACGACUGGCAUCAUUCGCGUUCUGCAGCGCUUGCCUCGUCUGACUCGGCUAGAGGUCGAGGACAGGCACUGGACAGACCACAUAGAGCCGGGCGAUGCCUUCGAGCUGGCGGAAGCGUUGCAGCGAGAUCGAACAAGGCGACUCGCUCGCUUUAUUGCCAGACCUCACACACCUGACGCUGAGGUUCGACUGCAUGCUGAACACGCACCUCCCUCGCAUGAUUCGGCACGCUGA